Molecule: messenger RNA, 389 nt
Organism: Ichthyophthirius multifiliis
Lineage: Eukaryota; Ciliophora; Oligohymenophorea; Hymenostomatida
Exons: 2
Molecular function (GO): GTPase activity; GTP binding
Source: RefSeq, a predicted model, not a curated record
AAACAAUUUAAAAAGGAGGAAUAAAAAUGAAAAUGUGGGAUAUAGGUGGAUAAGUAUAAUAUAGAAGUGAAUGGGGGUUAUAUACAAGAGAUGCUGAUGCAAUUUUAUUUGUAAUUGACACAUCUAACCGAGAUACAUAAGCUAUUUCAAAAAGAGAACUACAUACAUUAUUGGAAGAUAAAGAAUUAUAAAAUAUACCUAUUUUAAUUGUUGGAAAUAAAAUAGAUUUAAAAGGUCAUUUAAGUGAAAAAGAAAUUAUUGAAGGUAUGAAUUUAGAUUAUGUUACAACUAAUCCAUGGAUUGUGGUUAUGGUAAGUGCACUUAAAGGUGAUAAUAUUAGCCUUAUUAUUGAUUGGUUAAUAAAAUAAAAUAAUAAAAAAAAAAAUUGA